Molecule: messenger RNA, 2490 nt
Organism: Paramecium pentaurelia
Lineage: Eukaryota; Ciliophora; Oligohymenophorea; Peniculida; Parameciidae
Source: the annotation of a GenBank genome assembly
AUGAGUUUAGUUAAUGCUUCUGAAAAUUUAAUACACAUAAAUUCACCUGACAAUUCAAGAGUCACAUUAGUUCAUAAACGGCGUAAGAUUGAUGCAGAUUGGAAGAGUGCAUUUAUGUUGCAGACAAUACAAGAUAAGGCUGAGAAAAGAGAAGUAUUAGUGAAAUGUAUAAACAGAAUGAGAUAAUCUACUUAAGUAAAAUUGGAUAGUAAUGAUAGGUGAAACAAUUUCAUUCAUUGACAGAGUAGCAAUUAAAUGUAAUAGAUGAUUUUGGAUCUACACAUUCAAAAGGGACUAUUAAUAAAUUAAUAAAAAAAGAAGAAACUCAUUUUGAAUCCAUUUAUUAUGAAUCAAAGUUUUAAAUGGGUAAAUUAAGAGGAUUAGUACUUCGAUAUUUAGAGAAGCAUAACAAAAAUUAGGAAUGGUCAAUAAAGCCAAGUCAUCCUUUUAUUAUUAUUUGGAAUAUGUUUAAAUUAUUUUUCAUGAUUCAUAUUUUCAUUUUAUUUCCAUUAAUUGAUGCAUUUGGAGUGAAAUUGAAUUAAGUAAUAGUUAGAUAAGAAUAAAUAUUUUUGAUGGAAUGGAUAUUUCUAGUAUUUAUUUACUAUAAUAACUUAGUUAUUUGAUAUUGUAUUAAGAUUUAAUGUACAAAUAUACAAGAGUGGAUAAUUGAUUAAAAAACAUUAAUAUUUAGCAUUGUAAUAUUUGAAAAGUGGAUUCUUUUUAGAUGCCUUAGGUAUUGUUGGAUUUUCAUUGUUUCUAUUUCAAGAUAUAUUAUAUAUCAAAUACAUCUAUUUUUUUAAGAUAUCUGAAAUUAAAAAAUUCAUUAAAUUUUUAAGAUAUGAAUUAGAUCCAUAAAAUAAAUACAAUAAUCAUAUCAAAUUGAUUACUCUCUUUGUGACAAUAUUCCUAUUAGCUCAUAUUAUAGUAAGAUAACAUUUAAAUUUUAUAUAGGCAUGUCUAUGGAUAGUUGCUGGUCAUACUGAACCCAGUUGGCUAAGUAUUAAUGGUUUAUAAGAUGAUCAAUGGUAUAUCUAAUAUCUAUGGGCAUUUUAUUUUGCAAUAUUAACAAUGACUACUGUAGGUUAUGGAGAUAUAGUUCCAGUUAAUGAAAAUGAAUUGAUGGCUUGUAUUAUGAUUGUACUGCUUUCUAGUGCAAUAUUUGCUUACACUCUAAAUACCAUCACUACAGUUCUUAAAGACAUAGAUUAGAAUAAAAGUUAAUUUAAUCAAGAAGCAAGAAUUAUAUAAAAUUAUUUAGUAAAGAAAGGUUGUGAUACAGAUUUACAAAGGAGAGUGUAAUAAUAUUUGAAGUCUCUAUUGAAAUGGGGUUUGGGUGAAUAAAAAUAAAAUGAAGAUAGAAUAUUCUCUAAAUUAAGUCUUCCUUUAUAAUAAGAAAUUAAUUUAUAGGAUAAGGGUCAAAUGUUAUUAAAAUUACCAUUUCUAGUUAACAAUUUUAAUAUAGAAUGUAUUAAAGAGUUAAUGUAACAUAUAUAAGAAGUUUAUUAUUAACCUGGUGAAUUAAUUAAUCCUUAAGAUGGAAUUUAUUUAUUGUAUAAAGGAUAAGCAGAAGUUUGUUGGGGAUCCAAGAUAAAUCCUAAAUAUAUUUGUAAUAUAUUUUAAGGUGAUCAUUAUGGACUAUUAAAUUUAUUUAAUGUAGAUCAAUCUAAAUACUUUCUUAAAAGUUCUGAUUUCUCAAUUUUCUAUUUUAUACCAACUUAGAUAUUUAAAUAAGUCUUAAAGAAUAAUGAUAAGGAAGUUUUCUGUAUGAUUAAUGAUUAAGUAAUUUAUGAAAAUUAUUCAAAUCUCUAUUUAUUUUGUCCACUUUGCAGACGUGAAGGUCAUCUCUUAUGUUAAGAUAUUAUCUAUAAACCUAAUAGAGCUAUUGCUAUUGCUAAAUCUAAUAGAUAAACUGUAUAGGAAAGAUAAUAAUAUAAACGUUUCUGUUUUAAGCAAUAAAUUUUAAGAAAUUACAAAGAAAUGCAAAUAGAAACUUGUUAAUUCAUUAAUGAUAGAAGAGAAAUAAUGAAAAUCAAAAAUAAAUCUAUAUUUGAUUCAGAUGAUGUAGAUGAAGAUCCUGAAAGUAUAGAAUUAUAAUCAUCUUAAUCUUGGUAAUUUGAUGAAGCCUAAAUGGAUGAAUAAAAGGUUCCUAUUUUUGUUGAUGAAAAUCAAUUCAAACCCAAAAUCACUUAAUAAAAAAGAUUAACUCCAAAUAAAAGAUAGACCAUUCUUGGAUUUCUAAAAAAGAAAACAUAAGACAUUAUGUAAAUCAAUUUAUCAAAAAUUUAAGAAGUGGAAACAUUUCCAAAUAAUCUUAAUCAAAAUGCUGAUAAUUACACUCCAAACUCAAAAGAAAAACUUUAUAAUUUUGAUGCUAUGAAAUCUUUUACUAAAUACUUCAAAAAAUACAAUUAUCCAAAUAUUAUUAAACAAUUAAAUUAGAAACGAAAAACUAUUAAGAAAAAAAUUAAAAGAUUAGAAAGACUUUAUUGA